UUCUAUUGACAUCAAUUGCCUGCACGGUGCAUUUUGGGCGAUAUCACUCCUUCACGGAGUAAAUGGGACUUAAUUGGACGCUAGUUCAAAAAAGCAUGAAAUAGCAUGAAUUGCGUGAGCAACAGGUACAAGAUUACUCAUAUUUUUCGAGAUAUGAGAUAUUUAACUUGUUCUCUAUAAUAUCGUGUAGCUUUGAAAUUACGUUAUUUUGAGGAAAGUAGGAAAAUUUCUCGACUCAAACUCUUGACUUUUUAGAAGGGAUUGCUUGACGGAUAGCGUAUCAACUGUGUGACGCAGUAGAAAAACCUGAACGCGAUUGGUCAAUAGUCUGCUGGGCGGUGCUUUACACGUUGCUCCAGUCAUUUCCGGCUAGGUUUCUUCUCUCUUCCUUUUCUAAUAUCUCUGGAACAACGCAAAGCAGAAUUUGCUCUACAGCUCUCGUAAAAUCCUUGUCAUUUAGCAAAAAUCUGUUCAUUAGUGACAUUAACUCUAUUUGGCUUAAGAUAACACAUCUAAACGGUUUCAUUAUCGUGUCUAAUUCGGGAAACGAUAAAAGGAGACUGUUUGUCGUCGUAAACGUGUUGCUAACUAAGAUUAUUGCUCGACAUCUGACUCUGAAUACUGCUGCUGUCAAAGACUGGAACUCUGGGCUGCUGUCAUGGAUCAAAUAGGGAUCACUGCAGAAGGACCAAAGAGUCCAUGGGGCGCCACCACUACCAAAGCGGUGUCACCCUGCUCCCUCGCUGACGUCAUGAGCGAGCAGCUGGCAAAGCAACUGGAUGAGGAAAGCGAUGCUUUCCCUGAUUCCCCAGAUGUCAAUGCUGCCCUGGAUGCCGGUGAGGAGCCAGAAACGGACUGUGAUCUGAUGCUGGCUCAGAUGCUGCAGAUGCAGUUUGACAAGGAGUUUGACACCCAGCUGCGCACGGAAGAAAAAAAAUUAAACGGGGAUAGCAAACUGUCCAUCUCCUUUGAGAACUAUCGCAUGGUGCACCCAUACGAGGAUAGCGACAGCUCCGAGGAUGAAGUUGAUUGGCAAGACACUCGCCACGACCCCUACAAAGCCGAUAAGCCCACGACAACUCCAAGAAAAGGCUUUACUGGGAAAGGCAAGAACAUCACUACUAAGCACGAUGAGGUUGUGUGUGGCAGGAAGAAUACUGCGCGCAUGGACAAUUUUGCCCCAGAGAUUAAUGUGGGAGAUGGGCUUGGCAUGGACCUGAAGCUCUCUAACCAGGUGUACAACUCCCUGAAACAACACUGCCACUCUGAGCAGCGUCGCAGUGCCCGACUGCAUGACAAAAAGGAGCACUCCACUGCUGAACAAGCAGUGGACCCAAGGACCCGUCUGCUCAUGUACAAAAUGGUGAACGCAGGCGUUCUGGAGAACAUCAACGGCUGCAUCAGCACUGGAAAGGAGUCUGUGGUGUUCCACGCAGAUGGGGGAAGCAUGGAGGAGAAGGUUGUCCCAGAUGAGUGUGUACUCAAGGUCUUCAAGACCACACUCAAUGAGUUCAAGAACCGCGACAAGUACAUCAAGGAUGACUACCGCUUCAAGGAACGCUUCAGCAAGCUGAAUCCCCGCAAGAUCAUUCGCCUCUGGGCUGAGAAAGAGAUGCACAACCUGGCUCGUAUGAAAAAGGCUGACAUCCCAUGCCCCGAGGUGGUGAUUCUGAAGAAGCACAUCCUGGUGAUGUCGUUCAUUGGCAAGGACCAUGUGCCGGCUCCCAAACUGAAAGAAGCCAUGUUGGGCUCUGAGGACAUGAACAGGGCCUACUACCAAGUGCUUCAUAUGAUGCAGCAGUUGUAUCAGGAGUGUAACCUCGUCCACGCUGACCUGAGCGAAUACAACAUGCUGUGGCAUCAAGGGAAGGUUUGGCUAAUUGAUGUAAGUCAGUCCAUUGAGCCCAAUCACCCUCAUGGCCUUGAGUUCCUGUUCAGGGACUGCAGGAACGUAGCUACGUUCUUCCAGAAGGGCGGGGUGUCGGAAGCCAUGAAUGUGUACGAGCUCUUCAACGUCGUGUCUGGGCUGCAGCUCAGCGGUGACAGUGAGGCAGACUUCCUUGCCCAGAUCGAGGCACUGGAGAAGAUGAAUGAAGACCACGUGCAGAGAAGGGGCAAAAAAACCUACUCCAGCACCAGCGACGGAGGGCCUCCCCUAUUACACCACGAGGAUGAUUAACGAUGAGAUGUUAAACACCAUGAUUAGCUCCAUGGAUCCUGUUCAGUUGAUUCUGUUUGAGAGAAUGGGCGAGUAAACUCCCACCCAAAGGUCUUUCAUCACAAUGAGGGACACAAGGUCGAAAGGUCACUGCAUCCCAAGAUGCUACACUGGGGGCAGUGGGCUGAAAAGCCUCCCAUACACCUCCAUGAAAUGUCGACAUCUCAUUCCAUUACUACGUUUGUAGAUGGAAUGGAUGGGGACGUCUAAGGGGGACAUGACGGAUGCAUCUACAUGCGUACACAAUUAUUGCUUUUUUUUUUAAAUUAGAUGGUAUUCAGCAUUCAUGACAUGAAGUUAUCUUCACAGGUGAACUGGGCUCGAAUGCAAAGAGCUUUGCGUUAUAUGAAUGGAACAAAUUGCAAUCCAACAUUUGGUGAAGAGCCCUAGUUCGUGUCAGUUAAUAUUUUAAUCAUGAAAGGUGCAGUCAUGAAUGAAUUGUUUUUCAUUGGCACCAAGAUGCAUUGAGGUCCAUUUGAUCGUACAUGGGAGCUGUGUUUUCUGUGAUCUUCAAUAUAAUGGUGGAAAUAAAUGGCAUAAAUUUU
Oncorhynchus masou masou (cherry salmon) is the source of this 2763-nucleotide messenger RNA. Its product is annotated as serine/threonine-protein kinase RIO3-like. Gene Ontology annotation, biological process: protein phosphorylation. Bases 659 to 2179 code for a protein of 506 amino acids. The record is from RefSeq and is a predicted model, not a curated record. Gene Ontology annotation, molecular function: ATP binding; protein serine/threonine kinase activity. Lineage: Eukaryota; Metazoa; Chordata; Actinopteri; Salmoniformes; Salmonidae. The transcript has 13 exons.